AUGUCAAUGCUGGGUUUUAGCUGCACCAUCCUCAUCACGUGGGAAGGCAUUGUCGUACUAUUCUUGCAGGCGUUUCAAAAGUAUGGAGUCAACCCCGCUAUCCAUUUGUUCCGUGAAAUGUUAAUAGAAGUGGUUCCAGUGGAGGUCCAGCAGGAGCCGUUUUUAUCAGAGCUGGCAUCAAUGGCUCCAACAUCCGGCGGCCAGUAUCAUUGGUGUUCUAUGCUGGCACCUCCGUCCGCAAUGAAGCUCUUCAGCUACCUAACAGGCUGGCUCACUGUCAUCGGAUGGCAAGCAACGUUUGCAACAUCGUGCUUUCUUUCUGGAACCCUCAUACAAGGUCUUAUCGUCCUCACAAACUCUAGUUAUGAGCCUAAGAAUUGGCAUGGGACUCUCCUUUUUUGGGCCGUCGCUGUUUUCUCCGUGGGUAUUAACAGUGUGGGAGGAAACCUGCUGCCCCGUUUCGAGGGCCUGAUUCUUAUCCUCCAUAUUCUCGGCUUUUUCGCCAUUCUUAUCCCGUUGACAUAUAUGGCGGAUCACUCGAGUGCGCAGGAGGUCUUCACCCACUUCCUGAACCUGGGCGAAUGGCCCACACAGGGCUUGUCAUUUUUCAUCGGUCUAGUUGGUUGCGUGUUUGCAUUCGCAGGUGGUGACGCUGCUGUUCAUAUGUCCGAAGAAAUCACCAACGCCCCGGUUGCUGUCCCACGCUCCAUCAUGCUUAGUGUUCUCAUCAACGGAACAUUAGGUUUCAGUAUGUUGAUCGCCAUGUUGUUCUGCCUGGGAGAUAUCGAGGCAGCCCUGGUAUCUCCUACUGGUUAUCCAUUCAUGGCGAUUUUCCUCCAAGCAACGCACUCUGUGGCUGGCACAGCAACAAUGGGCGCUAUCAUUACGACUAUGGGAAUAUGCACAUCGGUCGGCAUGUUGGCCUCAACAUCACGGCAAUUCUGGUCUUUUGCGAGAGACCGCGGAAUUCCUGGCUGGCGCUUAUGGAGCAGGGUGACCCCCGAAUCCGCCAUCCCAAUCUACUCCGUCGGCCUCACCACAAUCGUCGCCUGCCUACUAGCCCUAAUCAACAUCGGCUCCUCAGUCGCCUUUAACGACCUCGUCUCCAUGUCCAUCUCCGGUCUCUACCUCUCCUACAUGAUCGUCGCCAGUCUCCUCCUAUACCGACGCUGUACAGGCGGCAUCGGCAGCUCCAAAAGCAGCGACGACGCCAUCGUCAACACGGCCGGCGCAAAGCUCGUCUGGGGCCCCUUCCAUCUACCCGGGAUCUGGGGUAUCCUGGUCAAUACCUUUGCGCUUAUCUAUAUGACGAUCGCUGUCUUCUUUAGCUUCUGGCCACCGCAGCAUACGGUCACGGUUGAUACGAUGAAUUUUAGUGUAGUUGGUACCGUGGGGGUUAUUAUUUUGAGUCUUGUGUAUUAUGUGCUAAGGGCGAGGAAUGUAUAUGAGGGACCUAUUGUUGAGAUACAAAUUUGA
Aspergillus oryzae RIB40 is the source of this 1476-nucleotide messenger RNA. Its product is annotated as putative GABA permease. The transcript is spliced from 7 exons. Gene Ontology annotation, biological process: transmembrane transport. The record is from RefSeq and is a predicted model, not a curated record. The coding region runs from base 1 to 1476 and encodes 491 amino acids. Lineage: Eukaryota; Fungi; Ascomycota; Eurotiomycetes; Eurotiales; Aspergillaceae. Gene Ontology annotation, molecular function: transmembrane transporter activity. Gene Ontology annotation, cellular component: membrane.